Molecule: messenger RNA, 201 nt
Organism: Amoebophrya sp. A120
Lineage: Eukaryota; Dinophyceae; Syndiniales; Amoebophryaceae
Source: the annotation of a GenBank genome assembly
GCUAUGCUUGCGGGCGAAGAUUGGUGGCUGAUAUCAUGGCGCCCGGGGAAGUACAUCAUGGACCUGGACUACCGAGCCUCGGAGAAUUUUAUAGACGUGGCGGAUCGCGCUUUCCGCGAGUUGCGGCCUGACGUGACUCUGCGGCCGAACUAUUUCAGAAAUAUCUAAGGACAGGGCGCCGAGCUAGAGGCUGUAGAGGAG